AUGGGGAAGAAGCGGUUUGGUGUUGCGGUGGCUGUUGCAUUCUUAGCCUUGAUUCAUGUUUCUGUCUCACUUCCUUUCGUAAUGCUUCAUGGUAUUUCAGCUGAAUGUUCUGAUGAAACAAACUCCGAUUUCACACGGUUUCUCACUGACCACUCUGGCUCUCAAGGCUUUUGCUUAGAAAUUGGGAACGGAAUAAUCGAUUCAUGGUUCAUGCCACUUACUAAACAAGUCGACAUAGCGUGUGAAAAAGUGAAGCAAAUGGACGUGUUGCAUGAAGGAUACAACAUUGUUGCAAGAUCUCAGGGGAAUCUAGUUGCUCGAGGGCUGAUCGAGUUCUGCGAUGAUGGGCCUAAGGUUUACAACUACGUAUCUUUAGCAGGUCCUCAUGCUGGACUCUCCUCUGUUCCUUUCUGUAAUGUUACUGGAGAUAUCGCAGAGUACUUGGAAGGUUCCAAGUAUCUACCGAAGCUUAACAAUGAGAUACCAAGCCAAAGAAACGCAACUUACAAAGACCGGUUCACCAGCUUACAAAACUUGGUUCUUGUCAUGUUUCAGGACGAUAACGUUAUUGUUCCAAAAGAAUCAUCUUGGUUCGGGUUUUACCGGGAUGGUGCAGCUGAAAAUGAACCGGUUCUCUCUGCUAACCAGACACAACUCUAUACAGAGGACUGGAUCGGUCUGAAAACGUUGGUUGAUGCUGGCAAGGUGAAGUUUGUGAGUGUACCUGGUGGACACGACGAAAUGGCAGAUCCGGAUGUUAUGAAAUACGUUGUGCCUUAUCUCCAAAACAACUCGUCUUCCGUACAAAAGCUCAACUACAAAACGAAGGAACCAUUGCCUCACUAA
Molecule: messenger RNA, 846 nt
Organism: Microthlaspi erraticum
Lineage: Eukaryota; Viridiplantae; Streptophyta; Magnoliopsida; Brassicales; Brassicaceae
Source: the annotation of a GenBank genome assembly